GGCGGUGCCAAGUUAGAAGCCGACUGACUUUUUUCGGCACUCGAAGCCGCCCGAGUCUCCCCGGUGUCUUUCUUCGCUCGCUUUCUUUUCCCUCCCUUCCUUUCUAACCGCCUAUCCCCGCUUCCAAAAAGGUGGCCGGGAAAGGCGGAAGGGAAGAACUUGGCAAACGGGCAUCCGAGCCAAAGAAGGACAAGGCUUCCCACGCCGGUUCAUCAAGGUCAGCACUAUGACUGAUGGGGACUAUGACUAUUUGAUCAAACUCCUGGCCCUCGGGGAUUCUGGGGUUGGAAAGACUACUUUGCUUUACAGAUACACAGACAACAAGUUCAACCCAAAGUUCAUCACGACAGUAGGCAUCGACUUUCGAGAAAAGCGUGUGGUGUACAACAGCCAGGGGUCAAGUGGUUCUUCUGGAAAAGCCUUUAAGGUCCAUCUGCAGCUAUGGGACACAGCUGGGCAAGAGAGAUUCAGAAGUCUCACCACAGCCUUUUUCAGAGAUGCCAUGGGCUUCUUGCUAAUGUUUGAUCUCACCAGUCAACAGAGCUUCUUGAAUGUCAGAAACUGGAUGAGUCAGUUGCAAGCAAAUGCUUAUUGUGAAAACCCCGACAUUGUAUUAAUUGGAAAUAAAGCUGACCUAUCAGAUCAGAGGGAGGUCAAUGAAAGACAAGCAAAAGAACUUGCAGACAAAUAUGGCAUCCCAUACUUUGAAACAAGUGCAGCGACUGGCCAAAAUGUGGACAAAGCCGUGGAGACCCUCUUGGACUUAAUAAUGAAACGAAUGGAACAGUGUGUUGACAAGUCUCAGCUCUCUGACACAGCCAAUGGUGGGAGUUCAGGAAAACUGGUGUCGCCCAAAUCUGAUGAGAAGAAAUGUGCUUGUUGACUUGGCCAUUCAGGUUGAAGAAAAGGAAUGAGAAAUCAGAAUGACCAAAUGCUAAAUUCAACCUGGAACUCCAUGGACCAAAUGAGACUGCUGUUGUUGUCUUAAGCAAGCCUGAUUUUGUUUUUUUCCAAUGCUGAGAAAUCAUGCUUCUGCAUUCAAACAGGUGUAAACCAUCUUCAUAGAAAAUCCAGAGGCUCUUUUCUUCUUCAUACAAUAGGCAAGUAAAUACAGAAAAAAAUAUCUGCUUUGGGGAGAGGACCAUUGAAAUGUUAGGAGACACCUUUACAAUAAAACAAAGGGUGGUCUUUGUUGGCCUGAGCCAUCAUUUCUCAUCUCUUUGCCCUCUAUUAUGACAUACAUUGUAUGUUUGCUAAACAGGUGAUGAAAAAACAUCCCAAAGAAUAUGUUGUGUGACUCAUUGUAAACGUCUUUAUGGUUUUGAAUACCAAAAAGUUCAUUGUUGUUUCAUUCAAUGUAGUCAUUAGGUGGCAUUGGAGAUAGAGGUGGACUGUAGAAAGAAGAUGUCCAUACAAUAUAGUAGCGUGUUGGAAAAUCAUAAGGUUUGCUCAAAGCUGAAAAGUACCAUGUGCCUUGAAAUACUUGGCCAAGUAUUUCAUUGGUGACUCAGAGAGUGAUAUUCCAAUGGAAUCCCCAUUCAUUAAGAGGUAGUAUGUAUUUAUUAAGUUCUAUAUGAUAGUUAACAUUUCUAAUUAAUUCUAAUGCUCUAAUUAACACAAUAUGUAUGUAUGUAUGUGUAUGUGUAUAUAUACAUACAUACAUACAUACAUACAUACAUACAUACAUACAUACAUACAUACACGCAGAAGAUUAUUUUUGCUUUUACUUUACCAGCAGAGCACUUCCUAAACUUGAAGCUAUGUUCAACGUUGAUCUGGAAUAUUAGUUGUCCAAAGCAAAGUCUUGAUUAAAUGUAUAAUACUGUUACUUUCACAAUUUAAAAUGAGAAAGGCAGGAACAGGAAAAAAGAAGAGGAAGUGCCAAUAAUAAUUUUGUUACAGUAGAAGUACUGUUAAGUGAAGGAUAUGUGCACUUUAGAGCCAAGUGUGAUAGGUGGUAUGAUGAUGAUGAACCAAAUGCAGCGCUUUAAAACAAAAACAGACAUUGUCUUUCCACUAUGCACCAUUUCUGGUGUAAAAGGUCUGCUUUUGCAAUUCAGCCAAAUUCCAAAACCGUCCGCAAUUCCCUGCCACCAUUUUCUAAGUUAAAGAGUUCAUUUCACCAGGUUCUUCGUGUUACCAAAGCAAAAGUGUUGUUUCUAACAUUUAUCACAAUGCUAUUCAUCAGUCUCUCAGUAAUUAAAAUAUAUAUUUCUGUUUGCAAAAUGUGAGCACAUUUCCCAGAAAGAGAAAUAACGUAGAGAAAUAUAUUCUUCUGGUGAUAUCUCAAUUUUCAUUUUUAUUCCAAUACUGUGAUACCUUCAGUACACUUUUAAAUGUUUACUGCUUUUUGUAAUCCGUAGAACUCAUUUUCAGAAAUGGGAAAUUACAAAAUCCCAAAGGUGUCUUCACUUUUUGCUAGUGUUAAUUGCUCAGCACUCCUAUUGGGAAAUACUAAUGUUUUUGUCUAUGAAAUCUGGCUGCUUUGCUUGAAAUCAAGGGCUGGGGAAAUACAGUUAAGCAGUGUUUCUCAACCAUGGCAACUUUUAAGAUGUGUGAACUUCAACACCCAGAAUUCCCCAACAAGCAUACUGGCUGAGGAAUUCUGGGAGUUGAAGUCCACUCGUCUUAAAGUUGGAAGGUUGAGAAACAAUGCACUUAACUUUACACUUAACACUUAAGUAUAGAAGCUUUAUGCAUUAAUGUGUAUCUCUUUUUUUUCUAUAUGGCCCUACACUGUGAGGAAUAUUUAAUCUCUUUUUCCUGUAAUUCUGCCAUUUUAUAACAAAGAUCUUUUAGCUUUCCAAUGGAAGAAGAGAUAACAAUAUAUCCUUAAUGUUUCCCAGCUGUUAAUACCUUACUCAGUGCUCUCCGUUGCAGUAAACAGGGUUAUCUGCUGCAAAAAUUUGGACAUAUGGCUGAGGAAGUGAGGAGUCUCAGCCAACUUGUUGAAAGUUGCCAUUCAGAACUUUUCUUAUAUAUAGUUAGACAUCUUCUGGUAUUGUAAAGCCGAUCUGAAGGGACUAAUAUAUUCCACUUGUAUUCCAAUCUCUCACACUACCAUACAUAUAUUUUGUUGUUUACUAUCUUGGAGUAGCAACUUAAGAACUCAAAGCUAUUCCUAAGGCACAAUUAUUGUUGGGCAUCAUUUGUUGUAAUCAUACACUGGGCUAUCUACUAGCAUGCCUAAACGAUCUCCCUGUGCCUCAUAAUGCCCAUGAGUGAAUGUUUUAUGCAUGCAUGUUAAACUUUGAUAUUGUGUACACAGAAUAUUCACUGGCAUUAAGUAAGGCCAAAUAGCUGUUGGUUUUGUAGCUGUCAUUAUGCACACCUAAACUCCUGCAUGCAUAAAAUGUGAACAUUUAUGAGCACAAUGUUGAAUCCACAAGAACACUUUUGCCUUCCCAGAUCGGCAUUAUAUCAUCUCAUGAAUAGCCUUUGAAAUUGGCUUGAUGCAACUAAAAACUUGCCAAGAUGGCAAUACUGGGAUCCAUCUUGCAUUGUCAAUAUAAACUCAAAAUAAAUUCUGUAUCACAGCAACAAUUCUUUCAUUAUCUUUUUUUUAAUGGCCCUAUUUCAUCAAGGAGAUCAGGAUAUAUACGAUCAAUAUCAAAUGUAUUGAUGUAGGUUAUGUUGCCAUUGUAGUUCAUAAUUGGCGCCUCACCAAAAUAAUCCUACAUAUAAUAGAGUACUUGAUUCAACUUUACCUUCAGUUCAUUGAUGAAUAAUUGUAAUGACAAUACAUUAUGCUAUUUUUUUCCAGUCUUCCUUUUGAGAUAUGGUAUGAAAUUCCCUCUUCUGACUUGGUUUCGUGAAUAUUUGAAUCAAAAUACUGGAUGUGUAAUUGUCUAUGUAUGAUUAAUAGACCCAUGGCUGUUCACUGCUUAUGUGCACCCUAUUGUCCAAAAGUAUUCAAAUGUAAUGACCAAGUUCUCAAGUGCUUCUGUUGUGCUUUUGACCAUCCACAAAGCACACUAAGCCAACAAUUGUUUUCAUAAACUGUAUAUAAUUGCUGAGGAAAGAAAUAGAGAACUGUUAGUUUCAUGUAACUUGUUUUGCCUGCUUUUAUCAACAACCAUUGGCAUGACAUUAUAGCAGCUCACACUGCACAUACCAACUUGAUUUCUAUAAAAGGGUCUUUGUCUGCUUUGUUAAAGCCUCUGAGGAGCAAAGUUGUUGCCUGAUGAAAUGCACAUGAUGUCCCUUAUAAUUACUGUCCAUGGGAUAAAUCAAUAAGUACUUAAGAGACAAUUGUUCUGUCACUGAAAAUGUGUUUCUGUACUUGCCCAGCAGCCUUUUAACGAAGUCUUCUAUCAAGAUUUACACAGUGUUCAAACAAGCCAUUUAGCUGCUGUUUUGUUAAGAAAAGCUACCUUCCCCGAUACAGUUAGUGUAGUCUGGUAUUACAUGAAGUGACCACUGAAACUAUUCAGCCUUGUUGGUUUCUUUCUCCAGUCCAACUGAGGCAGAUUUGGAUGGUGUCCCUCAUGGUCAACUUUCUAGAUCUGCUCUUGAAGCUCAAGGUUAGCAAUCAGGAGGAGUUUGACUACCAUAGAUUAACAUGGCUGCCCUCCGAGAACAUCCUCAAGGCUUUGGAAGGAACUCUCCCAUGUUUUCCUUUUGCUGAAAUAAAUGUUUGAUAACAGUUCUUCUAAAGGUCAAACUAAACAUCACCUGGGUCACAGGGUUAUGGCUGUUACAAAGUGGAUUAAUAGGGGGAAAGAAAAGUUACCCCAAACAGAAGCACCAUUACAGUCAUAUUCUCAGAAGGGGUGAAGUUGUGCAGUCUGUCUAUGCUGUCUGGUGUUAAAUAUUUAGUUGUACUUACUACAGCCCUCCUCAACUCAGACCAUUUAGCACGGGGAUCUCCAACCUUGGCAAUUUUAAGACUUGUGGACUUCCAACUCCCAGAAUUCCUCAGCCAGCAUGGGAGUUGAAGUCCGCAAGUCGUAAAGUUGCCAAGCUUGGAGACCUGUGAUUUAGCACAAAAUCUUUUAUGAGAUAUUUCUUAAGAAACAUGGACACAUCAUCAUCAUCAUCAUACACUUCCAAGGGCCCUGCCUGAAGCUCUCCUAAACUUGAUUCCACCUCAGCUUUUAAAUCAAGAAGCUUUUCGGAUCUUAAACCCUCUCUAACUGCCUUUGCUUCAACCCGGAGUGGGAUUUUCAGUGUAUAUAACUCUAUGAUUCAAGGUACUUUUAUGUCUUUCUCACAAAUAUAUUUAUUGAAAUUGUUCUUUUCAGAUUUUGAUUCAACACUAAGAGCCUCCUGACUGAUCAGUUGCUUCCCCCCUCCCCUGGCUUUGUUUUGCUUUCAGUGUUCCCUUAAAUUAGAUAACUCUGAGCAUGUUUUCUGUUGGUCUUUGAGACGGUUCUGUAGAAAUUAAAGUUUUACAUUCUUUGAACUAAAUGUCUGAAUUAUCUAUCUCUCUCUGGAUGGACUGCACUGCCAGCCUAGCAGCACCAAUCAUUAACCGUGUUGUAUUACUACUACUAUGCUGUUGCUUUUCAAUGAUAUAUAAAUAUGUAUUUAUAUGUGUGAGCCUGUGUGUGAGUACACACAUAUACAUACAUACAUACAAUCAGACUGUAUCCAUUGGUGUCUGGGUUUUUACAAUAUGGCUAAGGAAUGUAAUUCUGUAGUUUCGUUUCUCCACUGUUCUUUUGAGAUUAAAAACUCUUCAUUUUUAAAGCAGUUGUGGAUUGUUGUCUCCAAGAGCGAAUGUGAUCUAAGGGGUCUGAGAAUGGUGAAACUGUGCAGACGACACACACAAUGUGUCUUACUUGAUUCUGGCUUUGCA
This is a messenger RNA of Thamnophis sirtalis, 5800 nucleotides long. RefSeq names its product RAB27B, member RAS oncogene family (gene RAB27B). The record is from RefSeq and is a predicted model, not a curated record. Lineage: Eukaryota; Metazoa; Chordata; Lepidosauria; Squamata; Natricidae. Gene Ontology annotation, molecular function: GTP binding; GTPase activity.